AUGGGUCCAAUCUAUGAGAAAACUGCAACCUCUCCAGUAAACAUUGCGGUCAUCAAGUACUGGGGAAAGAGGGACAGCGUCCUAAUCCUUCCAACAAACUCUUCGCUGUCUGUAACACUGUCCCAAGAAAAUUUACAAAGCAAAACCACAAUUCGUGCUUCGCCCGACUUUAAAAAAGAUAGGUUAUGGCUCAAUGGUGUGGAGGAAGCUGACGUUACUAAAAACAAAAGACUACAAAAUUGUUUGCGUGAAACUCGACGUUUGCGAAAAGAAUACGAAAAAAAAUUGUGCGAAGAAGUAGGCGCAGAAAACACUAUUCCUUUAUCCGAGUACAAUGUUCAUAUAUGCUCGGAAAAUAAUUUUCCUACAGCCGCUGGUUUAGCCUCUUCAGCUUCAGGGUUUGCAUGCUUGGUUUACACCCUAGCCCAAUUAUACGAAUUACCCGUGUCUGACACAGAACUGUCAAAAAUUGCAAGACAGGGUUCGGGCUCUGCUUGUCGUUCUUUGUUUGGUGGGUUUGUUGCAUGGGAAAUGGGUUCCCAGGACGACGGAUCCGACAGUCAAGCAAUACAAGUUGCACCAAAGGAUCAUUGGCCCGAAUUAGAAGCCCUAAUAUGCGUAGUUAGUGAUGCUAAAAAAGGAACUAGCAGUACAGAAGGAAUGCAGAAUACGGUUGCCACUUCGCCACUUAUUCAACAUCGUAUCAAGCAUGUAGUCCCUGAACGUAUGAAAUCCAUGACCGAAGCCAUCCUCAAGCGUGAUUUUCGAAAAUUCGCUGAAAUUACCAUGCGAGAUUCAAAUCAAUUUCACGCCGUCUGCUUAGACACCUUUCCCCCAAUCUUUUAUCUUAAUGACGUUUCUCGUGCCAUCAUUCGUGUUAUCACCGAGUAUAACUCCUCCAACGAAUCCGGCGAGCUGAAAGCUGCUUAUACCUUCGAUGCUGGUCCGAAUGCCGUUAUAUAUGCUCCACGAGAAAAUAUUCCCGAAAUAAUUAACAUUAUCGCAAAAUAUUUUCCGGGUGACAUUGAUAAUGGCAAUGAAUACUUUACCGAUCCUUAUCAUUUAUUUUCUGGAAAUCAGGUUGGAAAACAACCAUUGCCUCGAGGAUUCAAUGAACAAAUAAUUCCCGUGUUUGCUCCCGGAAGCGUGAAACAAAUUUUACAUACCAAAGUCGGUAAUGGACCACAAACCUUGACUGGAAAAGCUGACAGUUUAUUGGACGAGCAAGGUUGGCCCAAAAGAAUGACUUAG
Molecule: messenger RNA, 1251 nt
Organism: Acaulospora morrowiae
Lineage: Eukaryota; Fungi; Glomeromycota; Glomeromycetes; Diversisporales; Acaulosporaceae
Source: the annotation of a GenBank genome assembly